AUGGUCUCUUUUGAGAUCCGACUUGAGGACGACUGGCGCAAGAAGGAGCCUCGCAGGGCCCGCGCGAGGGCCGGCGCCAGGCCCUGCCAACACGCCCAGGAUGUCACCUGGCAGAUAUUGUCGUGGCGUGCAGCUGACGUGAUCGCCGCGGCCCAGGCCGUCGCCGACCCUCAAACCUGGUGCCACGUCGCCAGCACGAACAUGCACCUGGGCUUCCAGGCGCCCUGCGGCUCCGGGCAGCCAGGGCUUCCGCUCAGCUCGGGGUGCUGCUCCCCAUCCCUGAGGGGACUGGCCUGCGAGUCGGAGAGGCCCACCGCCCUGCCGUUGAGCUACCGCGGGGGCGCGGCGCCAGACAAUUUCACCUGCCCGUCGAACGCGUCUGAGAGGAUCAGUUUCGAUUCGAUGGCCUGGGGGGCACCGCAGGCGGAGCCGCCAGGGCGGUGGACCUUCAGCUCCGAGGCGAGCCCUGCGCCAGACGCACCACGGUCUCGGUGCUGGGGCAGCCCACCGUCCUCGAUGGGCUGCCCAUCGAACCCUGUGCUGCGCGGCAUGAACAUACGCCACCGCCGCAACGUGGCGCCGCCUGAGCUGAUGAGCGGCGGCGAGGAUGGUCACAGCGAUGGCGAGGAGGAUGACGUCGAUGGCGAGGACGAUGCCUUCCCGUCGAAGAUCCUGGUUUACCCCAGCACGGAUGACGAGGGCGAGGGCGAGCCCCAGAUGAAGGCUGCGUGGGAGCUCUGGCCCGUCUGGGCGCCGAAGCCGAGGCGCAGCCUCGCCCGCACCCCAGCCGCCCUGGCGCCGGAGGCCUUGCCUGGCCCUUGCGCCCAGACGGGGCCCCUCCUGGGAACGCGCCCCCGCGAGCCCAGGCAGCAGGUGGCCCGCCAGGCUGCGCCGCCAGCGACGGUGAUGCGGCGCCUACCAGGCAUCCAGUCUCUUCCGGCAGCUCCCACGACGGCAGGCGGGACACAGCCGCCCGAAGUCUACGGUGUCCCGGCCGCUUCCGCGACGGCCACCCGAGCUGUGGUGGCCAAGGCCCCCACGCAUCAGGAGACCCAGGCCCAGGAAGUUGCUCACAAGUGGAAGAAAAGCCAGAAGGAUCGGCGCGCCAACCAGCCCAGGAUCACAACUCUGGUGGUGCGCAACCUGCACAUCCACACGUCUCAGCAGGAAUUCCUCGACGAGGUCAACAGCAGUGGCUUUGCAGAGAAGUACAACUUCGCAUACAUCCCAAGGAGCUUCGAAGACGGUUCCGGAAAAGGCAUCGGCUUCAUCAAUUUCAACACGCCUGAGGCGGCCAGGGCGUUUGCGGCGGCGUGGCACCACUCCAGGCGCCUCGGCAUGGAGGACGAGACUGGCCGAGUGGUCCCCCUCAACGUAUCUAACGCUUCUCAGCAGGGCCUUGAGGCUAAUCUGCGCAAGUGGACCGCCGCACGGGUGACGCGCGUCAAGAAUCCAGAGUUCUUGCCUUUCGUCCUCAGGGACGUAGAGCCAGAGCCGCAUGAGGCCGGCCGCACCGCUGCCCAGCAGGAGGCGGCCGAGCCCGGAAGGCCCGAGGCGGUUGACGGCCUGCCGCCGCCCGCCACGGCCAGGAGAGUUACGCCGCUGCCCGCCGCUGCAGACGGCGUCCGGGCGCAGGGGAUGCUCGCCACCCCGCCGCAGGAGCGCCCCGUCUCCGCGGGGCUGCCUUGCAGAGUGGUCGCCGAGGCCUCGCACGGCGCCGCCGCCCCCUCGCGCCCCGCGGCGCCGCGAGACGGGAGCCACGGGGAGGCGCUCAGGAGGCCCGCGUCCGCCGCGCUGCGCGCCAGUGCCGCCGCCACGGCGGCCGCAAGCCCACCCGCGCCGGCGGAGCCUGCGCUGCCAGUGGGCCCGGACAGGCCCAAGUCCGCCCUCGCGAGCCAGGCGCCGUGGGCGGCGGGAGCCACCCGGCUGCUGCCGGGCGGCGCGAAGCCCGACCCGGCAUUCCAAACCGCCGCCUUCCUCCGCAAGAAGGCCAUGGAGGACGACGCCGGCAGCCAGGUACCAACCGUAAUGCCGCGGCGAUCCAUCCCCCGUGCGGCCGCGGCCAUCUUGGUCGCGGCGGCGACGUCGGCUUGGGCCAACGGAGCCACCGACUACAACUCGGUGACGCCCGUGCAGAAGGUGAUCCAGAUGUUGACGAACAUGGCCGCCAGGGCCAAGAAAGAGAAGAACGCCGAGGCCGUCGGGUACGCCAAGUUUGACCAGUUCUGCAAGGGCACCAUCGUGUCCAAGGGGGAGGAGAUCGCCGCCGCCGCCGCGCUGAUCGAGAGCCUGUCGGCCGAGAGCGCCAAGCUGGACUCCGACGUCCAGACGCUCGGGACGGCGAUCGGCGACUUGGAGAACGGCAUAGCUGCCAGCAAGGCCGAGCUCGAGAAGGUCGCGGCGCGCCGCGAGAAGGAGCAGGCAGACUACAGGGAGCAGAUCCAGGACCUCACCGAGUGCGUCGACGCGCUGGAGCGUGCGGCCGCCACCCUGCAGAGGCAGAACUACGCGCGGCCCGCGGCGGCCACGGAGGCGCUGCUGCAGCUCUCGCAGAGCCCGGCCAUGCCGGAUCGCGUGCGCAGGACCAUCGCCGCCCUCGUGGAAGCCCAGGGGCCCGACGAUUUCCUGAACCGACAGGCCCCAGAAGCUUCGGCUUACGAGUUCCAGUCUGGGAGCAUCAUCGACGUGUUGAAAAAGUUGCGCGACGACUUCGUGCAGCAGAAGGGCGAGGCGGAGAAGGAGAACAUGAAUUCCGAGCACGCCGCCCAGAUGAUGUCCCAGGACCUCCACGACCAGAUCGAAGGAGCCACGGCCGACAUCUCCGACAAGACCCAGCUCCGCGCGGAGAAGCAGGCGAUCUCCGCGGAAACGAAGAAGCGACUGGCGGCAACCGUCACCGACCACGACGAGGCCACGGUGUACCUGAAGGACCUGCGCGUGGAGUGCGAGGAGAAGGGCAAGUCCUUCGAGGAGAAGCAGGCUAUGCGUGCUGACGAGAUCGAGGCAAUCGAGAAGGCGAUCGAGAUCUUAAGCUCGCCCGACGUGGCCGGCGCUGCCGAGCAGCACCUGCCAGCCGCGGCCGCGGCCGCAUCCUCGCUGGCGCAGCUGCGCUCGAGCGGGGGUCAGCAGCAGCCCGCGCUGGCCCCGGGCGUACGCAGGACCUUGGCGGCCUUCCUGGGGCAGCGGGGCCAGCGCAUCCGCAGCUCCAGGCUCGGACUGUUGGCGCAGAAGAUCGCCUCGAGCAGCGACCCAUUCGCCAAGGUAAAGGCGCUCAUAGAGGAGAUGAUCAAGCAGCUCUUGCGGGAGGCUGGAGAGGAGUCCGAGCACAAGGGCUGGUGCGACACGGAGCUCGGCACCAACAAGAACACUCGGAGGAGGCUCCAGGAGGACAUCGACGGCCUCACCGCAAGGAUCGACGAGGGCGAGGCAACCGUGGCGGAGGGCUCCCGGCGCAUGGAGCAGCUGGCGCAGGAGGUCUCCGAGCUGCAAGCUGCCAUGAAGGAGGCGCUGGAGCUGCGCGGCGCGGAAAGGGCGAAGAACGAGGCGACCAUCCAGGAUGCCAAGGCCGCGCAGGGCGCCGUCCGCGCCGCCACGGCCAUCCUGGAGGACUUCUACAGGAGGGCCGCCACCGCGACGGCGCUGCUGCAGACGGCGCGCGCCCGCGGGCCCGUGAAGAUGGGCUCGCCGGAGUGGAACUCGCUGGCCAACCCCAGCGCGGAGCCGCUGGAUCAGGGCCACAGGAAGGACAUGCAGACCUUUGGCAAGACGUACACUGGCAGGAGCGACGAGGCCGGCGGCGUCCUGGCCAUGCUGGAGGUGAUUCGCAGCGACUUCGCCCGCCUGGAGGCCGACACGGCUGCUUCGGAGCAGGCGGCCGCCGACGAGCACCAGGGUUUCAUGGCGGAGUCCAGGAAGAGCGUGGCCGUCAAGGAUAAGGAGAGCGGCAUGCUCAAGGCGGACGUGGCCUCGACGGAGGCCGACCUGGCCACGGCCCGGAAAGACCUGGCCGGGUCUCAGGACCAGCUGCUCGCCGCCGACCGCGAGUUCGAGACGCUGAAGCCACAGUGCCUCGACCUGGGGGUGAGCUUCGAGGAGCGCGAGAAGGCGAGGCGCGAGGAGAUCGAGAGCCUGCAGGAGGCCCUGCGCAUCCUCGGCGGGGAGGCAAGGGCGGACUUGGCAGCGUUGGGCAUCGUCGCCGAGAGGGAGACGCCCGACAAGAUCCUCUUCAAGAUGUACAUGCGCACGGGCGGCUCCACGUACGGGAGGAUGAACAAGGAGGCAGAGAGUCGGCUGCCGGCCGGCGGGCGGUCUCCACUUGCCAUGACCGAGGUCCUGAAGUCCGAGGCGCUGGAGGAGGUGAAGAAAGCCCAGCUGGUUCCGAGGGCACAGGAGGGCGACCACCUCGACAAGUGGGAAAUGGGCACCCUGGCCGAGGUGUGCCGCGCCAUCAAACACUACGACGAGGUCGCUCGCGGCCCCAUCACCGAGAACAUGCGCCAGUAUUCCAGCAGAGGCUACAGGGAGGAGUUCGGUCGGAAGGCCUUCGUCAGGAACCCUCCAUGGGCAUUCGGCUGA
Prorocentrum cordatum is the source of this 4575-nucleotide messenger RNA. Lineage: Eukaryota; Dinophyceae; Prorocentrales; Prorocentraceae. The record is from the annotation of a GenBank genome assembly.